AUGCCUGCAACAGUAGCCGCAGCGAGCAGCUCGGCGGCGCACGACUGCCGCCUGCAGGUUGACAGCGCAGGAAACGGCAUCACCGACCGGCCCUGGCGCGUGGCGCUGGAAUGUGCUGGCGGCAGCAAGCCCUCAGUGUCAGUGCAUCCCAACGCGUCAUUCGUGCUGAAUGGGCGCGACCGUGCAGCCCCGACAGCGUGCCCCCGUGCGGCAUGCGACAGCGACAGCAAUGGUGGCCGCGGCGGCGAUCUCGGCGAGUGCUGUGUCCUGACAUUCUGCGGCGGCAGCGGAUCGGUGCGGCUGUCACGUAGCCUCAUCACGGGCGUCAACGCACCCCAGCUGGCCGGCGUGGUGUGCGCUGCGGGCGGGGUCGACCUGAGUUUCAGCGAUGCUGACAUCAGCAACAAUACCGCCCGCAACGGAGCGUUGCGCGCGCUGGGGCUGGGCACGCGGGUUGCGUUGAGCAACAGCACGCUGCGCAGCAACGUUGCUGUAGCCACCAGUGAUGACAAGGGAGGCUCUGGCGGCGCGCUGUACGUCGGCGGCGGCGCUAGUGCACUCCUGACCGGCAGCCGCGUGCUGGGCUGCAGCGCCUCGCGCGACGGCGGCGGCGCUUUUGUCAAGGGCAACGGCUCAUGGCUCACUGUGACCGGCGGCGAGUUCUCCAAGAACAGCGCCACAUUGGGGCACUCUGGCGGCGCGGUGAUGGUCAUCGACGGCGCGGCGCUUGAGGCAAACAGCGUGAUCUUCACCGGGAACCAGGCGGACUUUGGCGGCGCGGUGGUUGCAAGCAACGCCACCGCUAAGCUGCGCGGCGGCAGCUUGAUGGGCAACACCGCCAUCGGUGGCGGUUGCGGGGGUGGCCUGUUUGCCACGGGCAAGCUGUCGUCGGCGCGGCUAGAGGGGGUGCAGGUCUAUGGAAACCGUGGCAACGAUGGGGCUGGGCUGUGCGCUCACAACGCAUCGAUUCUGAGCGUGAACGGCAGCGGCUCCAUUAUCGUCAACAACACGGCAGCGUACAAGGGCGGCGGUGUGCACGCCAUGGCGACGCGCCUUGUCAUUGCCAGCGGCACGCUCAUUGCCAACAACUCGGCCACCAACAGUCUGGGGGGCGGCGUCUACGUGUUUGCCUGCAGCAGGGGCGUCGAGAUCACUAACGCCACCCUGGUGGGCAACAGCGCCAAGGACGGCGGCGCCGCAAUAUUCAUAGACGCAGAGGGCUCGCGCGUGUCCAUGAGUGGCUGCCAUGUGGCCGACAACAGCGCUGCGACCCAGUGCGGCGGAAUCUUUGUGGCGACAGACUCGGCCGUCGUAAUCCGAGGCGGCGACGUCCGCGGCAACACGGCCCGCCGGGGGAGGGGCGGGGGCUUCUGCGCCGACAGGAACGUGACAGUGGACCUGAUAGGCGUGACCUUUGCCAACAACACCGCCCUGGAGGGCGGGGCCGCCGCAGUGGACGGCGUGAACACCACCAUUGUGCGGUUCACACGCUGCACCCUUAGCCACAACAGUGCCUGGACGUCAGGCGGGGCGGCGAGGAUGAGUUUGGAGGGGUCUGUGGGGUUUGACGGCUGCACCUUGGAGCACAACAGUGCAACCCGCGGCGGAGCGAUUGCUUUGGAGGUGGUCGGCAGCCCCGGCGCCCGCGUGGCGCUCAAACUGACACGCAGUGUUGUGCGCAACAACAACGCGUCUGUCUCUGGGGGCGGCCUCGACCUCAAUUGCGGCGCAACAGCAUUGGUCAAUUCUACUUUGACCAGCAACCAUGCGCAGCUUGGGGGCGCCGUCGCGUUUGAGUGUCCCGACGCGUGGCGCGGGGAUCUGGAUGUGUCGCGUGACUGCAACAUAUCCAACAACUCAGCGGCACUCGCCCUGACCGCUGACGGCGAGCGCAUGCCGGGUGUCCGUGUGGCGGCGCGCUUGUUGAGCGCAGCGCCGGGCGUGACCCUGACCAGCAACAUCAACGUGACCGGGGACGACGGGCUUGCGACAUUCUCCGGGAUCAAGCUGCGCGGCAGCCCCGCCGACUACCUGAUCGCCGUGAAGGCCGAGGAUUUUGACGUGGAGUCCGAGGCAAGGGUGGCCAUCCGUGUCCGAGACUGCGUCCCGGGGGAGGGGGCACUGUGCUACAACGGCUCCCAAUUGGUGGCGCGCAACGGGUACUACCGGUCAGCAAACUACUCUGAGCAGGUGCACCCUUGCCCUAACCGAGCGGCCUGCACGGCGCCAGAGCUCGCAAACGCGACCUCACGGCCUUUCCUCACGCCCGCUGAGGCAGAGGCGGCCGCCAAGCCCGAGCAGCUGUGCGCCAAGGGCUACACGGGCCCCCUGUGCCUGACCUGCCAGCCAGGCUUCGGCAAAGCCGCCGCCCUGACGUGCCGCGCCUGCCGCAGCCCAGGCAAGACCAUCCUCUUCUUUGCCAUUGGGAUGCUCGUGCUGCUCGCCUUCAUGCACAUCUCUGUGCGGCUCGCCCUCCGCGAGAACCAGGCCGCAUCCACAGGCGCCGAUGUGUUGCACGGCGGCGGCAGGCACGGCAGCAGCCGCAGCCGCGGCCGGCCCGUUGGCGCUGCUGACGUCAUCAAGGUGAUGGUCCGUCAUCUGCAGCAGCUGCAGCUGAUCUCCGAGGUUCAGCUGGACUGGCCGCGCCAGCUGGCAGAGUCCACCAGAUGGAUCUCGUGGCUCAUCCAGCCAGGCGCAGCCACCUCGGCGCUCGAGUGCGUGGCGCCGCAGCUGCGGGGCGCGCCCCUCGCGGGCGCUCGCCUGGCGUUCUGGCUGCUCCUCCCGUUUGUGGUGUUUGCUGUGCUCCUUGGCACGCAGAUGCUGCACCAAGCAGUGGCCCAUGGGUAUAUGGUGGGGGCCGUGUUCAGCACGUUUGCCUGCAUCAGGGUCGACAGGGCCGCCAGCGACGGGGCCCAGGGCCUGCAGCCCGGGCGGUUUGUCGGGAGGUUCUGGCUGGCGGACAUGUCCCAGCAGUGCUGGGCGACCGGCGGGAACCAGACGGUGCUGGCGCUGACCGUCGGGGUCCUGGGAACCGCAGUGCUGUGCGUCGGUCUCCCCGCCGCGAUCGUCAUGGUGGUGCGCCGCCGCCGCGAUUCGCUGGACGAUCCGCGGUUCUUGCGGCACUUUGCGUCACUCAUCAGCGACUACAAGCCCAAUUACGCCUGGUGGGAGGCGGUCAACCUGGUGCUGAUGGCGAUGCUGGUGGCGGUUGGCACUUUUGGGAAGAUCAUGGGGGGUUACCUCAACCUCCUAUCGCUGGCUGCCGCUCAGCUGCUGAGCGUGACGGUGCAGGCGCUGUGGCGGCCGCAGCGGCUGGCCUAUGCUGGUCUGACGUACUUUGAUGUCUCAGGGUCAACCCCCGUCAACGACAUCUGGCGGGCGUUUUCGGCCUUCUUUGUGGUGGUCGUCAACGCGGCCAUCUUGACCUACCUGGUGGCACUGAUUUUGAUUGCCGGCGCCCGCACCCUGGUGCGCGUGCUCAGCCAGUCCGUGUCAAGCGGCGGCAGCCUGGAAGGCCUGGGGCGGCUGCUCACCAGGAGCAGGGUCGGCCUGAUGCUCGCGGCCUCCGCGGCGAAGCUCUCGGGCAGCAGCGGCGGCCGCGGCGACGGCGACGGCGCGAAGGACGGGCGGAUCGGCCCGGGCGGGCCGCGCGAGAGCCGCGCAGGCGUCGGUGGGGACGAGGACGGCGCUGCCCUUGAACGGGCGUCCGUGGGGCGGGACGCGCCGGUGCCGCCGCGCGAGUCGCGGCUGGAGGCUGGCAUAGAGGAGGGCGACGACGCGAGCGCGUUUGUUGCGACAAGGCGGGAGGUGUGGGCGCAGCGGGCUGGGGCGCUCGGCGCGACGGUCGCGGCGGGCGCUGCGGCGGUGCUUGCAGCUGCAGAGGGUAUCACGCCGCGAAGGGCCCCACUGUGA
Messenger RNA from Monoraphidium neglectum, 3912 nucleotides. RefSeq lists its product as hypothetical. The record is from RefSeq and is a predicted model, not a curated record. Bases 1 to 3912 code for a protein of 1303 amino acids. The transcript has 11 exons. Lineage: Eukaryota; Viridiplantae; Chlorophyta; Chlorophyceae; Sphaeropleales; Selenastraceae.